CAGCAUCCUCCUCCCGCCGGCGGGGGGCCGCUCUCUCCCUCCCCGCGCUGUUCCAAGCUUGGAAGUUGGCGAGAACGCAGAAGCGACGGGUUUUUGGUUGGUUUUUUUUGUUGUUGUUGUUGUAUUUCCCCCUCCUCCCCCCUUUUUUUUUACCACCGAGCAAAACUUUGUUUCUCGCCGUCGCUCUGAUCCCGCGGGCGGAGGAGCGGCCGUCCCGCCCCGUCGCGGGGCCGGAGAGGGGCGGGCGCCCGUCGAUGCCCGCCGAUGUUAGCGGUGGGGCAGAUGGAUGCUAACCGGCAGAGCGCGUUCGUGCUGAGCAGCACGCCGCUGGCCGCGCUGCACAACAUGGCCGAGAUGAAGACCUCCCUCUUCCCCUACGCCCUGCAGAACCCCUCCGGCUUCAAGGCGCCGGCCCUGGGCGGGCUCGGCACGCAGCUGCCCUUGGGGACCCCGCACGGAAUAAGCGACAUCCUGGGGCGGCCGGUGGGCGCCGCCGGGAACCUGCUGGGCGGGCUGCCCCGCAUCAACGGGCUGGCGGCCUCCGCGGGGAUGUACUUCAACCCCGCCGCCGUGUCCCGGUACCCCAAGCCGCUGGCGGAGCUGCCGGGGCGGCCGCCCAUCUUCUGGCCGGGAGUGGUGCAGGGAUCCCCGUGGAGAGACCCGCGCCUCUCCUGCCCCGCUCAGACGGGGAUGGUUUUGGACAAGGACGGCAAGAAGAAACACUCGCGACCGACUUUCUCCGGGCAGCAGAUUUUUGCUUUGGAGAAAACCUUCGAACAGACGAAAUACUUGGCAGGACCGGAGCGAGCCCGGCUCGCCUAUUCCCUCGGGAUGACCGAGAGCCAAGUGAAGGUCUGGUUCCAGAACAGACGGACCAAGUGGAGGAAGCGACACGCGGCAGAGAUGGCCUCGGCGAAGAAGAAGCACGACUCGGAGACGGAGAAGCUGAAGGAGAGUUCGGACAAUGAGGACGAUGACGAAUACAAUAAACCCCUGGACCCCAACUCAGACGACGAAAAAAUCACGAGGCUAUUGAAAAAGCACAAAUCCACCAACCUGUCCCUCGUCAGCCCCUGCAGCACCAGCUCGGACACCUUGUGAGGGCACCGACGGCUGCAGAGCCCGAUCCUACAUGGAUGUUUCAAGUGGUGUGUUGUACAGCCUAAGAUGUAUGUGAAAUGUAUAUAUUUUUUACAGAAUAAGUUAUGAAAUUAUUUUCCUUCUCAUCGGUGUAAAUUUCAGAGGAAUUUUUUCCAAAUGUUCCGUUUUUUUGGUUUGUGUCCCGUUAAGGUUUGAGGGUUUUUUUUUUUUGUUUCUUUUUUUAUUUUUUGCCCCUUUUUCUUUUUUAGCCUUCUCGACGAUUUCCUGCUCCUAACAAUCAGAUUUUUGUUACGUUUUGUAUGGGUCGCCAAAUCCGAGCUCAGCCUCUUUGUAUAUAGUAAAUUUCAGAUUUUUGUGAUGUAUAUUUCUAGUGUAAAAUCGGCUGUUUUCUUUCACUCCCUCCCUCUCCUCAGUGUUUCGGCGGUUUGAUUUCUCCUGCCUCUGGAUUUUACGCUUAACACUAUCAAACGGGAAAACAACACCCCCCCUAAAAAAAAAGCACGAGAGAAAAAAACGGGACACUUGAUUUUACAUUGGGAUCAAAUAAUGCCUCCACACGGGUUGGAAAGACUUUGUAUAAAUCAAUAAAUUAUUUAACAAGCUUCUCCUUGAGCCGCUUUGUACCUCUUCUCGCUCCCGGUCCCGCUCGCUGCCGGGAUGGGGCAGGAGAACGAUUUAUUCCGGGAGAAAAGAGCGAUUUGGGGCUUUCUCUUCCUUAAUCCGCUCUUCCCACGGUUCCUCUGCCCCGCGGGGACCCGCGGCCGGGAUUCCAAAUCCCGUGGAGAGGAGCAUGGAAAGGGGGACACGGAGCUGAACCGUCCGGCUUUAACCCGCCGUGUGCGGGGAGGACACCGAGACGCGUUUUGGUGCCUCUGGAAACGCUCGGGAAGGGAGGAAAGAGG
Messenger RNA from Cuculus canorus (common cuckoo), 2003 nucleotides. It is a transcript of the gene NKX6-2, whose product is annotated as NK6 homeobox 2. NCBI's taxonomy places the organism in Eukaryota, Metazoa, Chordata, Aves, Cuculiformes, Cuculidae. The record is from RefSeq and is a predicted model, not a curated record. The transcript is spliced from 3 exons. The coding region runs from base 265 to 1101 and encodes 278 amino acids. Gene Ontology annotation, biological process: regulation of transcription by RNA polymerase II; cell differentiation. Gene Ontology annotation, molecular function: DNA-binding transcription factor activity, RNA polymerase II-specific; RNA polymerase II cis-regulatory region sequence-specific DNA binding. Gene Ontology annotation, cellular component: nucleus.